Molecule: messenger RNA, 3978 nt
Organism: Fonsecaea monophora
Lineage: Eukaryota; Fungi; Ascomycota; Eurotiomycetes; Chaetothyriales; Herpotrichiellaceae
Exons: 4
Coding region: 1-3978 (1325 amino acids)
Biological process (GO): RNA 3'-end processing
Molecular function (GO): RNA uridylyltransferase activity
Source: RefSeq, a predicted model, not a curated record
AUGCUGAUCGAUUCACCUCUUGCUAGCCAAUAUCACCCUGGUCGCGGCCUAUCUCCGGCUUUUCUCCUCACGUCUGGAAUCGACUUAAUGAGAUGGCUCAGCAGUCUGCACCUCGAGCAAGAGGUGGUCGUCGUGGCGGCAGCCAAGGCCAACCCAGAACAGCCUGGUUACACCAAGACCAAGGAGAGCAACAUCGUCCGGAUAGAGCACAGCCACCAUCUCGUGGGAGAAGCCGUGCUCCGAACCCACCAAGAUCGCAAUAUCCGCCAGAGUCCCAACCCCAGUACUUCAAUAAUACGCGCCACGGCUCUCCCAGGGAGUAUCAAGAACGUGCAAGGGGUCACAACCAUCGAGGUUCGCGCUCCUUCGUUUGCAAACCCAGCCGCGUCAUACUCAAACAGCCGACCUCAAACCCACCAACACGGGCAGCUCUACAACCCUAACGAUGGCAUGCACUCCAAUACAGGUCAACAACAGCGCUCCAUGAGACAUUCGAUCUUGAUGCAAGCGGACUACCUCACCAGCGUCGGUAGAAAGGCAUAUGAGGAACACAAAUUUGAACAAGAGGAGAGAGACGCCAAGGAGAAUUUCCGACGCACUUUGGAAAGUAUUGCAAAACAAGCACUGGGUUCCGAAUACCCAGACUUGCAGCAAGACCAGAUCAGACUGAGGUGCUAUGGCAGUCUUGCCAACGGCUUCGCCCUUGCAGGAUCCGACAUGGAUCUCCUUCUAUCGUUGCCCUCCAACAAAGAACCAGAAACUGAAGCCAACCUGAAGCCCACAAGUGAAUCCAAAAACGCAUCGGAUAAUGAAGAGCAAGAACAGGCCUUCAAGAUUGACACUGGUCGCAUCUUGGAGAAAGCCUUUCUUGACCGCGAGUAUGGAGCCCGGCUGAUUACUCAAACGCGUGUUCCGAUCCUUCGCAUCUGUCAGAAUCCAACCCCAGAGCUACUUCGCAAUCUGCGCGAGAACAGCAUCGCGUGGGAGGGCUCUCGUGGCGAUUCAGGUGUUGUCGAGUCCGACGUCCCAAUGGCAGACGAGCCCUCAAAAGAGAUGGACUCGGUUGAGCAGGCCUUGACCGACCUCAAUCUUGGAGAGAUUGCACCUGCGAGGCAAAUUCGCCGUGGUAAUGCUGGUCUAGAGUUCAGCGAUAAUUGUGGCAUUCAGUGUGACAUCAACUUCUCCAACUUCGUGGCUCUUCACAACUCGGCCAUGCUUCGACUCUACCAGAGUUUCGAUCCGCGAGUCAGAGAAGUGGGUGUCUUUGUAAAGAUCUGGGCCAAGACUAGGGACAUCAACACUCCAUAUCGCGGCACUCUAUCAAGCUAUGGUUGGAUUCUGAUGGUUCUUCACUACUUGAUGAACGUUGCGAGGCCACCCGUCAUCCCCAAUCUACAGCAUCUCGCCAAGGUUGACGACUCAUGGCAUCCAGAUAGACCAAUCGAAUUGUUCGAGGGGUUUGAUGUCCGCUUUGUCCAAGACCCCCAAAGUCUGAAGGAAAUUCGGGAAGACAUGGCUGCAAACCCAAAUAGAGAGUCGGCAGGCCAGUUGCUGAGGGGCUUCUUCCAGUACUACGCAACCUAUCAAGGCUUCCAUUGGACUCGGGAUGUUAUCUCGAUCAGAACAAAAGGUGGUCUCAUGUCUAAGCAAGCCAAAGGCUGGACUGAGGCGAAAUGGCAGCAGACACAGCAUAAAUCAGUCCGACUUCGUUAUCUGUUGGCGAUCGAGGACCCUUUUGAGGUUGAACACAACGUCGCGCGCACUGUCGGACACCAUGGCAUAAUCGCUAUCCGAGACGAGUUUCGCCGAGCGUGGUCAAUUAUCAACACAAUUGGUACGGAUCGGGAGACCCCUGCAGAGGAUUUUCUCGCUCCUGUCACGGAGCGGGUUGACACGCUGAGAAAAGACUUGGAGUCCCGCAAGGAAAGACAAAUGCAAAUGAGACAGGAAUUGGAGGCUAAGGAGAAAGCAUUGCUUCGGAAACGGAAUGAGGAAUUCCCGGAUCCACUUACAGAUGGUACGUUGGGAGUUUCCAGUCCAGGGAAACCCGAGACCCAUUUAUCUGAAGAGAGCAAGCGCUGGUCAACAAAGUCGAAGCUGACAUCGACAACCUAUCACCAGGACAGGAACCUCAGAUUCAAACCAGAGAGCUGGCGACACAGAAGGGUAUUAGUCGAAAGUGACGACGAAGAAGAAGGUGAUACCACCCAUGCUCGUGAUCAAGGAAAAGGGCAAGAGAAACCCUGUAGUGCCGCUCCACCAGUCAACACCGACCAAAAGGAAUGUUUCUCCUCCAUAUCGGAUGUGCUACUGAGCCAUGGCUACAAUCAGGAAGGGAAUCCUGUGGCUUGGGAUAUUAGCACUCAGGAUGGACGCUGGCUCCAGCGGAGAGAUCAGAAAAUGAGGCAGGGCACAAUAUUGUCAUCCUCCCAACCAAGUCUACGCAAACUCAACGAAGGGUGUCCCUAUGACCCCAGACGACCAAGUCCGUACAUCGACAAACCACACGCGGGGCAUCAACAGAGAAUAGCCUCCGAGCGACCACCAUGGCCUUCGAGUAGCCAUUAUGGGAGAAAUAAAGGCAGGAGCACACUUGUCCAAUCUCAGUCUGGCGAGAACAAGCCCACUCUGUCCAGAGUUGAAAGAGGUGUCCAGGCGCAGGCGCAGGCGCAAGACAUGUUAGCUGUUGAUGUGACGGAGAAAGGGGUUAAAUCGUGUGAGGCAGACAACUAUGAAAAUCGCAAAGUCACCCCUAGAGGUCCUAAUCACAAGCCAGCACGUCAGAGUCCGACAGAUACAAUCGGGUCUGACAUUCCAUGGGACGGAGACACUGAGGGUGGUCGCUGGCUCCGAUGGCGAGAUGCACGCAUUCGUGCAGGAAAAUGGCAGCUCCACCCAGACUCUCGGUAUGCAGAAAUCGACCUUGCGUUCCCGUACAAUCCGGAGAUGACACGGAAAGAACUAGAUGGAAUGAACAAACUAUUGCGGCGCUCCUACAAGCGAAGUAUUUACAGUACCAAACAGCGCCACCCCUUGUCUCGACACGUUGCGACAGACUCCUCCAGCAUCAAGCGCAACGAUCGAGCUUCAUCGUCUGGGUUGGGCCAGACAGCAGCGUCUGCAAUACAGACCGAUGCUAAGAAGUCAACCGAACACACAUUGGCAGCAGAAAAUGAUCCACAACCAUGCAGUCGCUCAGUUAUCUGCUCAAGUUCUUCUCUCAUCACUCCGGUGACAGACAAACCACCUCCGGCUGACAAUCGGGCUUCUCAUAAUAGCAUUUCCAAAACAGUGCCAACACCUACCCGAGAUGAUUCUCGAAACCCAGAUCUAGACUUUCUACGGUCCCAGCGACUCGCCUUCUUUUCAAAGACGAUGGAUCCGUCCGAGGGCGAGUCUGACCAAAAUAUUCCAUUGCACUCCAGACCAGCUAUCGCGAAUAACUCACCUGCUUUGUUCGAUCAACAGCCCCAAACACCUGUUGAAGUGGCGUGUGGCGCAAUUGGAAAUCCCUCUCACGAGAUGGGAAUGAAGGCCUUUUCUAAGAAGGCGAGCAACCCUUCUCACUUGGGCGACAACGAAUCGUGCUUGGAGAUAAUAGAGUCGGGAAAGAGCCAAGAUACGCAGAAUACCUCGCUUGAAGUCCCUGCCACAUUAUAUCCCUACGUCGACAGUAACGAACGACCAAGAGAUGAAGACCCCAAGAUUAUUCCUAUCCCUCGGCAUCUCGGCUUUCGUUUCGAUCCACGACAAUUGGAGGAUCUUGCUGUCAUUGCAAGAGGCGGCAAUGGAUGUGCAAGGGCAGGAGCCCAAUUCCACAUUGAAGAGGAGUACGAAUGGGGCGGCGGGGGGAUGAUGGGAUGGAAGACGAGCAGCGGACCGCAGCUUGCCAGUGUGAGUGGCCACCACACAACGUACGAGGCUGGCAAAGGGGAUGAACAGGGAUUGCUUGAGGAGCUUCCGAGGGAUGUGGACUGA